This is a messenger RNA of Melampsora larici-populina 98AG31, 330 nucleotides long. RefSeq lists its product as uncharacterized. The record is from RefSeq and is a predicted model, not a curated record. The transcript is spliced from 2 exons. Lineage: Eukaryota; Fungi; Basidiomycota; Pucciniomycetes; Pucciniales; Melampsoraceae. The coding region runs from base 1 to 330 and encodes 109 amino acids.
AUGGCAACCUCCAAACUACCAGCACCAGCAGGCCCGGGUCCGAUGCUAGAGGAUCAAGAGGGGUCUCCAGGGCUGGAUCAACAGCCAGCAAAAAGCAUGGCACAGGUGAAGGCAGAGGAAUUUUUAAAUGUUUUCAAUGGUAACUUAGAAGUUUUAGAUAGAAAUCUUAGAGAUUUUCAUUCAGAUUCCAAUUCAAGAUUUUCAGACGUCUUAAAGAAGGAAACACUUCUUGUAGAAGUUAUUCAUGCUCAAUACAAAGAACUUUAUAGGAUUGUCAAACAAGAUAAUAAAGAUGUUUCUAGUUUAGAUAAAAAAUUGUUUCUUUUUUAA